AUGGUAGACAGUAUGUGUACAUUAUCUUCUCUAGAAGUUACUCGAAAUCCGUUCGACAGUAACCAAGAAGAACGAGUGAACUGUCCAGGUUUCAGUCCUUCCAUGUUCCGUAAGCAAGAAACCCCAGCAAGUCAAAAGGUGAGUAUAAAUUUAGAAUUCCGCGGGAUGAAUCACUAAGAUUUACUCAUCGCGUUCUUUCACCUUACAUCGAUUUUGUUUAUUUAAUCUUCAUAGAAAUCAAGAUCUUUUAGAUGGUCAAUAGAUCAGAUUUCCCGUUUGGUAAGUUCGCCCACUGAUACACUUACCGUCCACUAUCCAAUCAUUUGCAGAUCUGAUCCGCGGUUUGUAUUUACCAGUAAGCUUAUUGUUAUCAUUUAGUUUUAAUUCCUCUUAUCCUUUUAGACUUUCAAACCAAUUUUAAGCCUAUAUCUCACUGACGGUCAUUUUUCUAGAAGAUCGUACAAAAAGCGCGCGGGCUGAGAAAGCAGUGGAACCCGGUGCGAUUUGUUUGCGAGCUGGCACAGGAUCGAUAUUGAAGGCGGCCCUCUCGCUGUAGCUCGCUGCGUUUACAUGGCUAUCAGUUUCCCGGCCUUCUUCGUCUAGCGAACAGAUGCCUGUUUUGCGGGUUCUAUUGUGGGGAUGGAGCAAUUCUCUCUGAUUCUCUCCACUCUCCAUUUACCGCCACUCGAUCUCCAUUGUAUUGUCUACAUGUAACUCUAUCUGAUCCCCUGGGAAAGUUGGAACUCCCUGGUUUCGUCCAAGAGCUUUCAGCUUGUUUACGGCCUAUUUAUUUCAAUACUCGUUUUUUAGAAUCCAGCUGAUAUUGAUGAAUUUCCAUGUCAAGAGUACAGCAGUACAUUUGAAAGGUUGGUUCUUAUAAAUUAGUUUUCUCAAGAGCCAAUUAAAGCUCGGGAUUAUUAAAAGAAAGAAAGACCGGCUUGAUUUUUUUUGGACCUCUCAUUUUAGCUCUUCCAUAGAUCAGCGUAAAAAUCAAACAAAGGUUCUUUCAAGGCUUGUGAGUUUAUCUAUCAAUUCAUGUUAAUUAACUGUUAUGUUACGUUUUGAGAGGGCUGUCAUUAAGGUUGGAACACACUAAGCGAAACAAGUUGCAGCAACACGUCGGGCGACAGAUCACUCUGUGUGUGUACAGGUCAGGCAAUUAGUUGCAGCAUCACGUUGCGGUGAUCACAGCGACAAAUCAUUUUGUGUGUACUAGAGAAUUUUUUUUGAAAAUCUUUGUCUCUGCCACAAAAUUUUGUUGCCGCAACAAGUCGCAGAAAAUCAAAUCAGUCUGAAUUUGUGCAACUUGUUGUGGCGACAAAAUUCUUUUGCAGAGAAAAAGUUUUCACAAAAAUUCUCCAGUGUACACGAGGCGACUUCUUGCUGCAAUGCAUUGCUGCAACAUGUUGCUGCAACUUGUCGCCUAGUGUGUACCUUUAAGGUUUUAAGUAGAUCAGGUCCUCAGGGAAGGUAGCUGGUCAUAUCCAACAAAUCCACCUGUAUUUGUCAUGUUUGACUAAUUUUCAAACUGAGAGAAGCUGGCUGAUGUUGCAGUAGCAGGCUAAAAAGGCCAGCUGUCAGCUACCAAUGGCUGCUCUGGGCGUGCUGCUGGCACUUUGGAACCCUUGGCCUAUACCAGACCAUGUUCAAUGCUUACUGCAAAUGAUCCCUUUUUUCUUUACCAAAUUCCAUUUGGUUUUCAUUACCUAUCCUAGACUCAACAACUUGAAAACCCUACCCUAGAGAGUAGCACACACCUUUAAAGUCUGCAUAUGGCUGUGCUGCCCCCUCCCUCCCAGGCGUAGCAUUUAUUUCUUGGAAAUGAACCUUAGCAUUAAGAUACAACAGUAGGACUGUCAUUAAGAGCAGGGGGCUGGGGAUUUCCUGGCUACUAUGAGUGUGGCCCCCAGCUACUUUCAUUGGAAAAUGGAAGAAAAAGAGAACCAAAAGAAAUCCCGAGCUGUUUGAUUCCCUGCCUACUGGUACUUGUUGUAUUUACCCAGCAACUUGAAAUCUUAGUGACCACCCUGCAACAGUAUAUUGGGACACUUGCCCUGGGAGGGGGAGUCCAUUAGUUUUGUUUCCCAAGUGGUCACAAUGGAUCAGUGUUGUUAAAGCAGCUAAUGGAAUAUUUUGAUGAGAGAUAGUUUAUAUAAUUUCCUGAUUUUGAAUGAAUCUCAUUUAGGGAAGAGGAUGAAAUUGAAGCACAAAGAGCUGUAGAUGAGGUAGGUGAAAAAAAGAUUUACAACAAAAACCUUUUAACAUUCACACAGUGCAGUGGAGUCCACAUCUUUUAAACCUCCUGGAGAAAAGGGAACUAUUCUGAAUAAUCUGGAGGUUCAACAAAUUUGGAGUACAAAGACAUACGCUGUUUGACUCACUGAUUAAGAGAGAGCAUUUUUGGUUAAAAAUAUCAGGACCUUCGAGAAGCCAACUGGCAAGGGUUUUAGAAAUCAAGAUUCCUCUGUAGUUCCACCAGCAUGAAAUAACUUCAUGCUUCCUGAUCUACGCUGGGAAUUAUCCAUCUCUUCAACAUAUUUGUUCACCAGUCUGAAGUUAUCAUCCUUUGACACCCCAAUUUCUUCCCUGAAUCUUUGCUUCCCUUCUGUCCCAAUGACAUUUCCCAGUUUGAUCACCAGUCUGUUGAACUUAAGAACCAAGCCUCCAAGUCAAAGUUUUUGCUUGGUUGCCAUUUGGCGACCAAUUCUUUUGGUUUAGGGAGACUUUUUUACAAAAAUUUAUCAAGUUGCCAGCUUCAAAAUUUUAGGUACCAUUGCGUCUAAAAUGGUCAGAACUUGGAGGGUUGAGAACACACAUUAGAAGCCUGACUAACCACUGGCAAGUCCAAGCAGUGUCAACAUUACUGGGGUAGCCAGCAUAGCUGGCACAUGAAGUAAAAAGAGUGUAAGAAAGAAGGGGGCACACAAGGAAGACCUGCAAGCUUGCUUCUCCCUUGCAUUUCCUGUUCUUUGUUGCACCAAUAUAACUUUCAAGCGUCUGCUAUGCAAGCUAUGUCAUAAUUUAAAUUUCUUGCCAACUUGUCUUUUUCAUGUUUUAUGUUUCAGUAUUUUUCUCAAAGCUCCAUCGUCCCAUCUCCAUGGACACCAAACCAUGCUGCAAAACAUGUUAAAUUUUCCCCACUGCCGCCAUCUACUGCCUGUAAGUAUGAUCCAAUGAACAGCCCUACAUCAUAACAUGAGACAUCCAUGCAUAACUAGAACCAAGUUGUUGUUGUUUGUGACUCUAGACAAACAAUGUUUUUGCUCACCAUUUUAUUUCGAGUCUUGUUGCUUCAAUGUUGUCUUUUUUUUAUUACAUUAUACCAGUUAUAAGAAAUAUAACAAAGGUAAGUUGCAGUUUUUCUCAGUAGAUUAAAUGUAUGUAGGUCCAGCACCCUGUCUCCAGGGUUCUGUUCUCGAAAUGCCUAGAGGAUAAAAUAACCUGUGUGCAUGGCUUGAAAAAGCUUCGUACCUUGCUGUCGUGACUUUGCUGUGAACUAUCAGUAAUUAUGAAAAAAAAAACCUGACACUUAAGGUAUAGGUCCAGCAACUCUACUGAAUGUAAAAAAAAUUCGUAUCACCUUGUUAUUCACUAUGUAUGUUUUCACGUUGUUUAAUAAUAUAAAAUUAAUACAGUUGAAGCCUAUCGCUAUAUCUUUCACUUUACUCUGAUAGAUAUUGAAGCCAUAAGUUCUGCUGAGUCUUCAUAUUCAUCUCCUAACUCAUCAAGCUGCAAAGUUAAAGUAGAUGGUAAGACAACUGAUUUUCUCAAAUAUCCUUUUUGAGUCAAAAUUACAGCCAACAGGAGAAGGCAAAACCUAAUUGCCAUACCCCCAUCCAACCUUUUCUCUCAACGUUACAGUCUUUUUCAUUUUGAUUAUAUUUUUUUGGUUAUAUUUCAAGAUCACAUGACAUUGUUGGGGGAAUUUGACAUCUCUCUUUCACAGUAAAAUUAUGUGACUCUGUUUCAUAUUCCCAUGAUUAUGCUGAUGUUUGAAAGAAACAGUUUUCUAACAUCACAUGUUCGGUAACUUGAAAACAAACUUGGCCAUUCACUUUUUUGAACUGUUUUCUGACUGUUGCCAAGAUUAAUUUGAUGAUCAUGACAUUACAGUCAUAAGAAAUGUCAGUGAUAAUUUGCUUCAAAACAAAUUUUACUGUCAUGUACAUACACAAAAAGAAAUGAAAAGAAAGAGUUGUCAAAAACGCUAUCAUAAUGGCAGACUGAAUUGCAUAAUUUAGCAAACACUUACUACGUAGUUCAUAUUUAAACCUCUUCUUUGUAUUUUCCCUUUUAAGCAAGUAGCCAAACAAAGCUAUCUCUACCACCAGACUUUGAUCUGCAAAGUCAUAUUGGUAAGUACGCUGCGAUCUUGACAAAUUUUCAAGUUAAAACUAACAAAAGAAAGCAUCCUUCACUUGCUAUAGACACUGCUUAAAGCAAGAUAUUAAAGACAGUCUGUUUGGUACAAUUCUGUAUCAAAAUAAAAUAUAUUACUAACUGAGUCACUGAGAUAUCUAAAAUAACAAAUCUGACAAUUAUCAUAAAUCAGACUGGCCACCUUUGCUUAAGAUUUUCCAUACUUGAAAGUGUUGUAGGUCAAAAUAAUAAAUAAAGUUGAGUUAAAAUUUUUAAAUUUAGGUUGAUUCUCAAUUAUUCCUUUGUCUCCCAACCCAAAUUAUUCAUGAAUUGAGUAAGGACACCAUGAAGUUUAACUUUGAUCAAUAAAAUGUGUAUGGGUAGUUUUUCAUCAACUAGGGAUUCAUCAAUUUGAGAUUGUCAGGAACCGAAAUGUUUUAAAAUAAUAUUAUCUUUCAUGCAUUUCAGAUCCUACGUAUUAUAACCAAGAUGGCCUUAAUGGUAGUAAAGAUAUGUCAAUGUCUUCACUAAGAAGAAAGUUGUUUUCUCAAGCAGGAACUUUAAAUCAAACAGAAAAAGCUCAGCUGGAACCAUCACCUAACAUCAAGUAACUAUGACACCUUACUACUGCAUACAAGUUUUUAUUGGCUUGUAGAGGGAACAAAAGGGUUUGCAGUGAUGCAGCUUGCAUUAUUAUUGUUAAUUAUGAUUGAUAAUUUGCACAGGUGUUCUUUGUCCUGAAAACAACGACAUAUUUUUCUACUUUUAGUCUGGUCCUGUCCCGAGACCUUAGACUUAAAGGACCUUUCUCAAUAUGGUGGGUGUUCCAAGCAGUGCAGGCGUUUGCAAAGUUCUGACCCUACUUGGAAUUCCAAUUUCCUUCUACCUUCUAGCCUGUGUAGCAAGCAUUUCCGUUUGGUUUCGGAGCAAAACAAGACCGAGGAACGGGAUUUUCUGUUUUGGCCGCAUGAGAAUUGAAACAAGAGCCAAAAAAUGAAAGAGUGGGGAGGGGAAGGAACGAAACCCUACCUCACCUUUCUUCUCCAACCCCUCCCUGCUCUUUUACUCAUGCCAUUUUUCUCAUUCUUUGUUCUUCACUCCAAAACUGAAUGGAAACGCUCAUUAUGCAGGCUAAUUUCUUUCAAGCGACCCUUGUAAAAUUGUGGUUUUACAAGACCAAGCAGUUAGCAGAUUUUAGAAAAUUUUGGUAAUUUUGGUUGCCGCAUUCAGCUUUUGACGUUUUUCGUGCAGUUUCUUCCUUUUUCUUCUUCAUUUUGCUGUUUUCAGAUCCCCCUUACACCCCCCUCCUUAAACCAAGUUAGCCAAUGGCCCAGUCAAUUCCAAGCGUACCCAUCCCUCCCGUCUUCAUUUUUUUUCUUUUUUGCCAUGUUUUGUGGUAAAUUUUUUGGCAGUACUAACCUGCAGUCAGGAGGUCAGUUUUUCUUCUGAAGGAGAAGGGGUCAAGCAUUUCCUUUCCUCCCUUUCCCAUCCAUUUACGGUUUUCCGAAGAAAAAAUGAAAAAUGACUAAACAUGCUUAGCGAGGGGUAUAAGCACUCUUGAGACAUAUUUGUAAUGGCAAGAGUAGAAAAUUAAUCCUAAUUAUUUUAAGUCAACGUGUAAAACUCUUCUCUUUUUCAGAUCCAUCCUCAAAAGUCCCAAAAGUCCUAUUUUGGUGAGUUUAAAACCUGAUAUAAUAUUUUUACUUUACAGAGAAGAGUACUCUAGUUAACUUAAUCACUUACUUAUUUAAAUAUUAGAUGACGAUUUCCUUCGAUUAAAAGAAGAAAUCAACUUUCUGACUUUUAACUUCCGGUUUGAACUUUACUUUAGAUAACGUCAAGCCCGGUGUCUGAACAGUCCACACUAAAGCACACCAAACACAGACACUCGACUACCAGUACUAUGUCAAGUCCGAAUAUCUCACCUAUCAAGCCAGUAAUUUCUGUCCCAGAGACACCUACCUCCGUUAGACGUCCUCGUUUAUCCAGGCACAGUGUUAGUCCCAUGGAGUGCUCAGUGAAUGUACUUGAAUCUUCUGGGAUUGAAGUUAUUGGGGACGCACUGCCGGAUCUGUCUCCAAUAAAAGGGCCUGAAGAAACAAGCAUUGGUCGAGUUCAGAAAAUGGACAUCGACAACGGUAAGUUUCGUAAUUUAAAGAAAAUUUUGGGUCCAAAUGUUGGCGUGCAUGCAUCGUUUGGGAGCACGUGGAGCAGUGGAGAAUCGCGUGCGCGGGAAUCAAUUUAUGUGUUGUGUAAUGAGCAUAUAGUGUCUUGGUGAAUAAGGGAGUCUGGGAAAGACAACAAUGUCACGCUUGAAUUCCACACAGAGUGAGGGCUCUUUUGAAAUUUGAAAUGGCGUCCUUGAUAUUAUUCUCUUUGCAAACAUUCCAAAUCGUCCUCAAGAGAAAUUGCUUUCUUUUCAGUGACUUUUAAAAACAUCGUAGAAACCUGGGCAUAUUUCAAGGAAAUAUUUUUAAAAGCAGUUUCACGAGGCUCAUGGUUAAGUACAUCGCGCAUUUAAAAUGUCGGAAAGUCUGAAAGUCGAGUCGCCACAUUCCGCAGGUAGAAAUUUUGAUUCUGUAAUUUACACUUUCGAGUUUGAUUUGACGAAAUUUAGUGUACACGUGAACUUCAGAUUUCCAAAUGUUGUUACCAACGGUCCAUUGACAAUACUGCAACAUACAUUGACCUGGUGAACUCCAGCGGGAGAUCAUCGGUAAUGAGGGUGAGAAGGGUGAACCCAGAAAUUGGGAGGCUGCAAUCUCUCUUUUUUAGAAGACCAAUCCUUUGGGAUGGCCUCUAUAACGAAACAAGGACUCAAGAUGAUGUAGCUAGAGUUAAGGUAGCCUUUCAUGUAAAGAAAUGCAAUCUGGAACAAAUUAGUUUUAUGAAGGGAACUUGUGUAAAUUUAAAUAUAAAUUUAGAUGAUUUCUUUUAUUAUUAAUUUUUAAUUUUUAACCUAUGAUGCUGUGAGGAUAAUGAUAAUUUUAGUAUUACUUAUAUAGUUGUAAUCAUCUGUUGUAUUGUAACUUUUAUUUGUGUUCAGUUGUAGAAAUUGUGUUAAUCGUAACCCAUGUAGUAUUGUAAAUUGUGUUUCUAAUGUAUUUGUCAUUUAAGGUCCACAUCAGCCUUUGGCUGCCAACUUUUGACCUUUCAAUAAAGUAUGUAUGUGUACUGUCGACUCCCGAUAACUUGAAUCUUCUAUGGAAAUUGAAAAAAUUCAAGUUAUCGGGGGUUCGAAGCAAAUGGUUGGAAAUAAGCAAAUGGAUGGGGAGGGAGUGAAGUUAUCGUACACGCUUCGCUUCAAGGGCAGCAAGAUAUAUAUCGAUAUUUUGAAUGAUAUAUAUAUAUAUUUUGAAAAAGGAAUUUAGCAACAAAUCUUGAUUAUAUACAGGUAUGGACACUCAAUUUGAGCUGGAGUGACAAAAAAGUAAAGACAAAGAAGACACGGUUAUUUUGAAAUACAAAAUAUUCAAUGUUUUGGACUUCAGUAUACUGUUUUUUUUUCCGAGGGUAGAGUUAUAUAGAAAUGUUCUGAAGGGAAACAAAAAUUACUUCAAGUUAGCGGCAGGUUCAAGUUUAUUCCAAGGGUAAAAUUACAGUAAAUGCAUGAGGAAAUACAGCAGAAAUUGACUUUGGUUGGAGUUAGCGUGACGUUUGAGUUAGCGAAGGUUCAAGUUAUCGGGAGUCGACUACAGCUAUAUGGUUGCUAGUCUCUGAGAACUUAUGAAUGAUUAAAAUUCAUACUUUCUUUUCCUGGUACAGAAGACAAUGUUAAUAACUCCCUUGAUGAUGGAGGUCCACUUGAAGUAUCAUCCCUGUCUGUGAAGGAUGAUAACAGAGAUGAAAAAGGGGAACAAGAGGCUGAUUAUGAUGAUGACAAUGACAAGGGUGAUGAUGGUGAUGAUGAUGAUUAUGAUGAUGAUGAAAUGCCACCGAAGAUCACUAUGGAAGACUUAGCUGAUGAUUUAGACUCAACCAAUGAAAGCAAUGCUAAUCAAAGUGCAGAUUCUCCUGGAAUGGAGUUUGUAGAGUUAACUCCAAGGGUAAAAUCAGAUUCUGAAAAAAUUGAAAGAGCUUCUGAUGACAAAAGGAAAGAAGAAAAAUUUGAUCAUCCUACUUCUACAAAGAAAGCAGAUGUAAAGAUGGAAGAUAAUGACUCACACAUCAGUGAUGAGCACAGUAAUAACACACACUAUAGAAAUGGAUAUUUAAGAUCAAAAAUAGAUACACUCAAUAGUUAUCAUGCACCAUCCACUUCCAGCCAAAGAAGCUGGCAAAUGAGAGACUACAGUACAACAGAAAGCCAUAAAUAUAGUCACCUCAAUGAACUUGACGAGGAUGUGAUCAUGAUGCGUGCAAAAGCUGCACUAAGAAGAGCCAAUAGAUAUUCACCACCAAUAGGCAAAAGGGGCUACUCCUUUGAUCCACAGAGUCUGUCACUCUCAGAUUUGAGUUUAAAUGCACCAUCUGCAUGGGAACCAGUCCGCAUGUCAACGCCUUUAGUUCCACAAACUUCUGCAUCCACAGACUAUAGAAACCAUUCAAAUCAUCACAGUCACUAUGGUUACAAAUCACUUAGUAGCUCUCAUCGGCAUGACUUUGCUGAUGCUAUGUAUUUUGAGGAAUCAGGACUUGGAAGGAGUGGUGGUGAAAUGGCAUCUCGUCGUCAUCACUAUUUUGGAAGGAAAUUGUCCCCUACUAUGGAAGAUAUAACUUGGCAAAGAAAACCUCAUGGAAGUGCAGAAGGUACAGUGUUUAUUCCUGUUUCAUUUUGCAUUGGCUACAGUUUGUAUUUAUAGAUGAAUUCAUCAUUCUUUAAUCUUAAUGCGAAACAAAGAACUCGUCCAAUCUUUGUCUCUUUUUCGAACUAAAGAACGCCGACAUGAUGUUUUGCAUCUGUUAUUUCUUGAAAAAUUAGGAGAAAAUAGCGAAAAAAAUACAGGGCAAUGUUUUUCUACUGCAUCAAAGGUCACAUACAAAAAUUCAGGCAAUUCUGGCUAGAAUAGAAAAAUUGACAUAAGGCGAUUAUUUAUUCAGCUCUUUUUUGUUGAAAGGUUUAGAAGCUUCUGUUUCAUAUAGCAUCUUUCUGUUCAGAUUAUUAAAGAAUGGGUCAUCAUAAUCCUCCUUUCUUGUACACUUUGAUGACCACCCUAGCCUACAUUGCAGAUGUAAUCUAACUUUAGUUAGUAAUAUCUGCGAAGCAGCACUGAUAUCUCAGGUUUGAGCCCCCAACAGACUCAAUGAACUACCAGAAGUGCGUUUUAAGUUUCCCUUCAACCUGAUUGGCAAAUAGACAAGUGCAUCUUCAACAGGCCAAUCAUGGCACGUACUCAAAUCCUGGUACACAGCUGGGGGCCCAGGAAAAGGAUUUUUUUUCACAGACAGAUCUAACCAGAAGUUUAGUUCCAUCUGUGACAAAGCAAUGACCACCAUUAAUACCUUUAUUUGUUUUUACAGGGAAGUAUCCAUUUUCUCAUCCUUGGAGGAAGCCAAGUUCCCCUUUGUAUGACAGUGGCUGGAAGUUCUCUCAAACUCAUCCCAUGAGUUAUGUAGAAUGGAAGGCUCUCUACUGGAGGCCUUCAAAGGAGCCUGUACUGUGGAGAAAUAACCACACUCAUCAUCACACAGACCCAUACUCUUAUGAGCCAAACUUCAAAAGGUAUGUAAUUUUUAGACCCAAGUGACAAUCUUAUUGUUAAUACCCAACAGCCAUUUGGGUGAGGAAAUAAAGGCCAGGGGUGCACAGAAAACAGCCCCAAGUGACCUUUGAUUAGCUGAGAGAUUCACUUAUCCAAAUUUUCUGAUAAGUAGGCAUAUUAAGUGGGUAAAUUUUAGAGAAAACAUAUGAGCUUUUCAUCGGACAAACAAAACUGUGGACAUUAUACAUGGUUGUCCGUAGGGUGGGUUCCUAUAACUUUCAUAUUUUAAUAUAACUAUAGAUCAUCAUUUGUUUAAAAUUUUCUUACAGGGUGUCCUGGCCACCAAGACCUCUCUCAUCAAAGCUUACCUAUGGUUCACGACCACUGUCUCCCCCUGUGGCUUUCCCACCAGCAAAGGUUCCCAGGUCGGUUUCAGGGGGGUAUGCAUCAAAGAUUGCUUUACCCUCCUAUCAAAACAGCAGUGAUAGUGGGUAUUCAGAUUGGCAAUGGAGUGCUAGCCGAUGGGAAAACACAGGAAGAAGUCAGUACAGUUCUCUAGGAUAUGACUUCAGAUUCUACUAGAGAUCAAGCUUCCUCAUCUUAGAAGGAUUUCUUCAUUCAUCUUCAUUGUGAUAAGAGAGAAAAGUUAUCUCUAACACUGGAAGAGGAUUCUUGAUAAAUCAUAGCCCUAGACCGGUGGGGCUACUCCCUACUUAAAGGGGCAGGAUACUUGCCUUUUAUGAUAUAAACACCAAUGAAAUAGCAGUUGAGC
Molecule: messenger RNA, 10773 nt
Organism: Porites evermanni
Lineage: Eukaryota; Metazoa; Cnidaria; Anthozoa; Scleractinia; Poritidae
Source: the annotation of a GenBank genome assembly